UGAAAUUCAGACAUACACGAACAAAAAUGUCGACGUUUGAAAAUCCAUCACCUGAAGAGAGACAAGCUAUCGAAGAGCUACGCUCUCGAAUUGAAAAUGACUUGUCUCAUGAAUUAAAAACAGAUAAGACUCUUUAUUAUAGAUUUCUCAAAGCCCGAGAUUUCAAUGUUGACCAAGCAGAAGCUAUGCUAAGAAAGCACAUCACAUGGAGAAAAGCAAGUCAAAUAGAAAACAUUUUGAACUGGAAAUACCAGGAUGUUAUUACGAAUUACAUAACAUCAAGUCCCAUAGGUUUUGACAAAGAAGGUUCCCCUGUCAGAUACUGGCCAGUGGGUAAUCUUGACCUAAAAGGCAUAGCUAAGACAAUCAAAGUCAGCGAAGCAGUUCGAUUAGUUAUUUACGCUUGUGAAUUAGACCUAAAACUAAUGAAAGAACGAAAUGCAAAACUUGGAAAAUCAGCUACUCAGUGCGCAUACAUAUAUGAUCUGGAGCAUCUUACGUUUUCAAAAGCCACUGAUAAGGACUUUUUAGAGACAUCACUGAUGGGGCUAAAUAUAUUUCAAGACAACUACCCAGAACGUGUAAAAGCAAUUUACGUUAUAAAUGCUUCUGUUUACUUCACAAUUUUGUUCUCCGUAAUAAAGACAGUUUUGGCUGGAGCACUCAUUAAAAAGAUACGUGUUUUUGGUACAGAUGGAUGGAGAGAAGCUUUACUGAAAGACAUAGAUGAAGAAGAACUACCUGCAUUUUUGGGUGGUAAAAAAACAGACCCGGAUGGCAAUCCUCUCUGCAAAACUUUAAUUAUGCAUGGUGGUUUAAUUCCAAAAUCGUACUACAGGACCAAAACCAAGUCGUUAAGCCAAAACCCUGAAGCGCAGAAACUAGUGGUUAAUCGUCUUUCAAAAGCCGAAUUAGAGUUAGAAGUCCAAGAACCUGGCUACUUCAUUCAGUGGGAAUUCGAGACCCAAAGUCAUGACAUUGGAAUUGGUCUCUUCUACAAAGACCCAACGGACAACAAAAGAACUCUUGAAACACUUGUGCCAAGUCAAAGGAUAGAUACUACCCUGGGUACAGAAACAGGAAUGUACAAAUGCGAAAAUAUUGGAACGUACAUACUCGUGUUUGAUAAUUCUUACAGCUGGUUGCAUUCUAAGGAAGUUUAUUGCAUAGCAAAUGUAGUGAAGCCCUCCUUUGAAAACAACAACUUAUAAGCCAUGGAAUUUCCUUUCAUAAAGACAUACUUGUGAACGCAUUUCUACGAUGUUUUAAGUUUACAAGCGGACCAAUCACUUUUAAAUCUGGAUGAUAACAUGACAAGUGCUUGUACAUCAUAAGUGUAUUCUAAAGUGUCAAAUGCUUCAUUUUGUCUAAAUCACCUUCACGAUUUUAUGUUAUAACAUUAUUUUCAGCUAAAAGGCAUUUUUAGCGAAAUGUUUUGUAAUCAAAACUGAGAUGGAUUUUUUACGCAAUGAAGUAAAAGACAUGUCUUACGAAGGAAGUGUAUGUAAUGAAAGUCAGGCUGUGUUCACAGAAAAAAAAGAACAAUUAUUUUCACAGAAAGUGCUAUUAGUUAGCUUUAAAAUUGAAACUUUUGAAUAUCAAAGCGUUGUGUGACUUCAAAAUAAAAUAAAUAAAAUGUUGAACUCGUACCUAAAAAAUAUCCACAAAAUAUAAAAUACAACAGGUUAUAGUUUGCUUUUGUCGAAUCAAUGCUGCUAUGUAGAAUCAAACUAAGUGUAGAUUUAAAUCAUCUACAAAUUCUUUUGACGAAAACCAUAUCUGUGCUACAAGUUUUUUUUCUAGGUAGUAAAAUUCCGCACUUACUCUUAACUAAUCUCUUCAUUAUUGAGCUUUAUUUUUCCCCCUUUCCUUCUUCCUCAUGACAAACAGCUAAUUAAAACACGUUCGCUGAGGCAUGCGUCCUGAAAAUUUAAGUAAUUCAAGUAGUAAAAAUUCAUGCAGUAGCACACGCCUUUAACAUUCAUUUUCCUUUUCUGCAAGUUGAAGUAAAAGAGAAAGCUCAUGAAUGCAAAUUAAGUUCAAACUCCCACUUUUUGAACAUCUUCACCUGGUGGCGCACACAAGGGGAGGGGCCAGGGAUCCAGACCCCUCCCAUCGCCCUUGAGUUUUUUUCGAUUAAUUAUAAUCCUAUUUAUAUAGUAUGUAAAAUAAUUCCAAGCAAAGGCUACAAUAAUUUCAGAUUUAAUAAAUUAAGAAAUAAAAAUUUAUUUUAUCUCUUUCUUCGCCUGCAAAAUCGAACUGUAUGGGAACAUACAAUUUUCCAUAAAGCUGAUUAUGCUUCGCUGUUUUUAUUUUUAAUUUUGAGAAAAGUAAAUACAUUCAUUCUUGCCCUUUCUGAUAUUUUAUAUGGGUAUUUGUUAUUAAUAAAUUAAUUUUAUUAACUAACUCUAAGUAAUUAUUCACCCUUUUUUUUAAAUGUUAUUUUUCCCGAAAAUCAAAAAAAUCAAACCAACAUGCUUGGAUGCGUGUUGGACUAUGAUAUGAGAAUGGUGGACCUUCGAUCCUGGAGACUCCCUUUGAAACAUUCCUGUGUGCGCCACUGUCUCUAGCUGUUAAGUGUUUUUUUUUUUCUGCUACCAUGCUUUUUUGUAGUUCGCAUAAUUUAAAAAGAUCUUUACAUUUGUUUAAACUCGAUAGAUUGUUGAAUAAACUGGUAUUCCAUAACUAAAAUUCUUAUGGUUGAAUGUUUCAUCCACUUGUAUUAUAAAUGUUUUCAAUCUUGGAUGAUGUGCUGUUUAGCGUAGCCGAUUGACUAAACCAUGUUUUAUUUGCCAAACUGUGAUCUUUGCUGUCACAUUAUAAAAGAUGACGAAAACUAUGACAGAGGGGACUCCGUUUAUAUGGGGCUUCCUAUAAUAUAUUUUUAUAAUAAUAUAUAUUCUUCCAAUAAUAUAUAAAAAUAUUUUUUUCCCUCUAAAGUUUGCUGUUCGUGUAUACGUUCUGGAUCAUGCAAUAAUAGGUCGUUCAGGUGCUCUGAAGUUUGUAUUACAUAUGCUGGGAAUGACGAAACGGGAUCUUCCAGGUGUUUCACAGUUUGAAGCUUGUGCUUUACAUGCUUCAACAUUCAACGAAGUCUUAUACAUACAAGAAUAGACGAAAAUAAAUCUUGGAGGAGUCCUAUUGUUUGCCAUUCGUGUAACAUGUGUACACAAAAGAGGGUCUUCCGGGUGCCCUGUACUUUACUGUUCGUGGGUCUUCCAGGUGUUCUAAAGUUUGUUAUUCAUGUAUAGGUUCUGGAUCAUGCGAUAAUGGGUCGUUCAGGUGCUCUGCAUUUUGUAUGACAUAUGGUGGGAAUAACGAAACGGGAUCUUUCAGGUGUUCUACAGUUUGAAGCUUGUGCUUUACAUGCUUCAGCAUUCAAAAUUGAGAAUUCCAGACUCUCUGCAGCUUGCAGAUUGUAUUAGAAGAGACAAAAAUAAAUCCUGGAGGAGUGCUAUUGUUUGUUAAUCCGUGUGAUAUGUGUAUACAAAAGAGGGCCUUCCGGGUGUCCUGCACUUAGCAGUUCGUAUUAUACAUACAGGAAUAGAUGAAACUGCAUCUUUUGGAUGCCCUACAUUUUGCUGUUCGUAUUACACGUGCUAUAAUGGCAAUUUAAAAAAUAUCUACGGAAAGACGCAUUUAAUGAAUGCGUUUUUAAGUACCUCUCAAUUGCUCUGCAACACUACCUUGAUCCUAGCUCAAAACGUUUUGAGGAAAUGAGGAACGAUUGAGUUCUUUUCGUGGACACCUUUUUAUUUUGAACAGAUUUUUUUUUCUUUUGUUUAAAUUCAGCUGAUAACAAAAAUGGAUACUUUAGAAAAGAUAAGGAACAUAUAAGACUUAAAAAAAUCUUUUAAUUUCUUCAGAAGUUUGAGUUAGGAAUACGCUAUUUCGGAGUAGGAGGUAGAUUUUAACUGCAAAAGGCUGAUAAAGUGCUGUUGAUACAUGAAAUGCAACGUUUUAAUGACGUAUAAACAACAGGAAGGAACUCUGAACUUCUUAAUUUGAAUAGAAGAUUUAUAGUAAAUGUAAAGAAAUUUGGUCUAAAGUGAAGUCUUUCCGUCGCAAACAAACUUGAAAUGAAAAUUGUAAAAACACUUUUUAAAAUGAUUUAAUUUUGAUGAAAAUCAAUAAAAAUAUUUUGCAAGAAAAUGUUUUGACUGUCUGAAAAAAUAACUAUUGAAAAUUUCGCUUAGGUUUCACAAAUGAGCGCGUGUGUAAAACUAUAGCUUAUUUUUGUUUAGGUGUUGCUAAGUUCUCCUUUGUUAGACAAAUUAUCUCUCAAAAUAUUAAGCAUUACACAUUUGCACCUUCUCCCUUUAAUACAGUGUUCUAAAUAAAAAUUAUUCUCACCGGUGGGGGGGGGGGGAGGAAGAAAAAAUAGAGUAAAACAUUUUUACAUUUUCAAAUUAUAAAAGAGUUGAAAUUUUUUCGGCUCACACAAUUCUUUGUAAUGUCAUACAAAGUUUAAGACUAAGGUGUUAAUAACAGCAUUAAUUUCAUUAUGUAUGACGUACUUUUUUUGUACGUUAAGUCUUUUAUAAAUUAAGCUCACUUUAUUUAUUAUUGUGCAAAUUACUGUCUGCUUCAAGUUCUAAUCCAUUUUAAGUGCAUGAUUUUCUUAUUCUGGGAAAACUGUUUUAUAUUGCUACGUAGAAAUGUAAAAAAAAAAAAAAAAAACAA
Molecule: messenger RNA, 4683 nt
Organism: Uloborus diversus
Lineage: Eukaryota; Metazoa; Arthropoda; Arachnida; Araneae; Uloboridae
Product: SEC14-like protein 2
Exons: 13
Coding region: 27-1211 (394 amino acids)
Cellular component (GO): cytoplasm
Source: RefSeq, a predicted model, not a curated record